GCGUUCUUGACCUACGAAGACCUCAGAUGUUCGCAUCCCAAGCACUUUGCAACAUGGAAAGCUCAAACAAGAUGCCGUCACAGACUUCGCUCUUCCAAGUCUACUUGCGCUUGCGACCACCUAUUCAACCUCAGCAGCCGAAGCAGAAAUGUGAACCAUGGCUCAUUGUCGAACCUGCAGUUCGCCAGUCCGAAGACGCAGACAAUUCUUUCCCUACGCACAUCACCCUUCAGCCUCCAAAUGACUCGAGGAAGCGUGCCAUAGAGAGGUUCGGUUUCACCAAGAUCUUUGAAGAAGAGGCGUCGCAACUUGCUGUGUUUGAGGAGACAGGAGCGGCAGAAACAAUCAGAAGCAUGUUACAGUCUGGAAGAGACGGCCUUAUUGCCACACUCGGAGUCACUGGGAGUGGGAAGAGCCAUACCAUUCUCGGAUCGAAGUCUCAGCGAGGCCUGACGCAGAUGACGCUCGACGUGCUCUUCAGAUCAAUUGGCGCGAACAUUCGACGACCACAUCACCCAGACCUUCCCACAGACACGAUGCUGCUAUCGUCUCUUCAGGCCUCGGACGUUUCCGAAGCGCAGAUUCUGUCAGCAACAACCUUUUUAGAGUCGAUUUAUGGCGAUAGCGACAGAGGAAGGCUAUCAAGAGCCCAGACACCCAUGUCAAGAGCACAAACACCCAUGAUGGACUCCCACACUGUUCGAAGACCACUCUUACCCCGACCGAGUACAUUCCCACAACUACCAGACGUCUCGUCAUAUUCGAUUGAAAUUGAGCCUCAAGCAGAGUAUGUGGUUCUUGUUUCAAUGUAUGAGGUGUACAACGAUCGUAUUUUCGACCUCCUUUCCUCCCUCACAUCCUCCACUGCUCCAGCGAUGUCCACAAGACAAGGAGCAGCUUUACAGAAGGGUCUUCUCCGACGGCCAUUGUUGUUCAAGAACACGGAGACGUCACCGGACCGAAAGGUGGUGGCAGGACUUCGCAAAAUCAUAUGUGGCAGCUAUGACGAAGCAAUGUUAGUACUCGAGACAGGUCUCACCGAAAGAAGAGUUGCAGGAACAGGCAGCAACAGUGUCAGCUCGAGAAGUCAUGGCUUCUUCUGCAUUGAGGUCAAGAAGAAGACUCAGAUGCAAGGACAUGCUGCCUAUGUGAUGCCGGCAUGGACUGGCGGCGCCAUGUCCAUCGUUGACCUUGCGGGAUCUGAACGUGCCAGGAAUGCCAAAACCACCGGAUCGACCCUUGCCGAAGCUGGAAAGAUCAACGAAAGUUUGAUGUACCUGGGUCAGUGCUUGCAAGUUCAGAGCGACUGUCAGCAAGAGGGCAGCAAACCAAUUGUGCCGUUUAGACAAUGCAAGCUGACCGAGCUGCUGUUCUCAAAUUCGUUCCCCUCAUCAAGCCAUCCUAGCACCUAUCGUCCACCACAAAAGGCGGUCAUGAUAGUGACAGCCGAUCCUUCAGGAGACUUCAAUGCAACCAGUCAGAUCUUGAGAUAUUCCGCCUUGGCUCGCGAAGUGACGGUCCCAAGAGUACCGAGUGUGACGAGCGCGAUCCUCGGCGCUCCCGGCCACGGGAAGGGAACUCACAGUGGUCGGACUACGCCGCACGAGAUUCACAAUAGUUACUUCAGUGCUCAAGAAUUGGAGCAGGCAACAAACGAAGCCACCAGACUUGCAGAGGAGUGCGAUGCAUUGGCGAUCAGAGUGGCCGAGGAAGAGAUCAAAAGAACCGAGGCAGAACUGAAGCUACAGGCAGCAGAGGAGAAACUGGUGGCUAUGGAACAGGAAGUGCGAGAGGAAUGCUGGACAGAAAUGGAGCAGCACUUGGAAGACGAGAAAGAGAGAUGGAGACAGGCUUGGGAGAAGGAGAAGGUCCAAACUGAGACGUUCGUGGAUGGCAAGCUGGAGAUUCUGGAAAAGACCACAAAGAUCACCAUCCACGAAGACGUCUCAAAUGGGAGAGUCGAGGAACUCGAAAGAGAAAACGACUCGCUUCGAGCCAAACUUCGAGCAUUGGAGCAAGAAAUGCAGACGAGAAGUCCGACGAAGAAGUCUCGUGCAAUAGCGACAUCACCUGUCAGAGGAUUGAUUUUGCAAGAGACGUCGAACAGCAAUAUUGCGACGAAUCCGUUCUUGGCUUCGUUGAGAGCUCGGGACAGCGAGGCGACGAUCAAGCCGAAAUCCAGCGAGGACGAUUUGCGAGUGUCUGAGAUAUCGCCCAAGAAACUGUCAUUGAGGAGUUCGAGUGUUACGCGUGCAACGGCGGAAGCGCAGCCACCUGCCACAGUGAAGAAACAGCGCAAAUUGACGACGAGAAAAUGGGAUUUGGGCGACCCUGAGGGUUUUUGAGCGAGUCGCUUUGCUCUCGGGUCGUGUGUGAAUGUCUGUCUGAUGCAAAUAUCAACUGAAAUGCAUAGCGUUGGAUGAAGAUGUUUGGGUGUUGGGUGUCUUGGUGUUGGGUGUCUUGGUAGACUCUGCGAUUGUGACGGGGUUUUGUAGUGGAUCUCAUAGGAUGUCAAUGAUCCAAUCUUUCGACCUGG
This is a messenger RNA of Exophiala xenobiotica, 2536 nucleotides long. RefSeq lists its product as uncharacterized. Lineage: Eukaryota; Fungi; Ascomycota; Eurotiomycetes; Chaetothyriales; Herpotrichiellaceae. The record is from RefSeq and is a predicted model, not a curated record. Gene Ontology annotation, biological process: microtubule-based movement. Gene Ontology annotation, molecular function: microtubule motor activity; ATP hydrolysis activity; microtubule binding. The transcript has 3 exons. Bases 27 to 2345 code for a protein of 772 amino acids. Gene Ontology annotation, cellular component: kinesin complex; microtubule; nucleus.